ACAGCUGUGUUAUAUACUCCUCAAAUAUGUAGCCAGAAGUAGGUUGGCCCCUUGCUCAUUUUGUCUUCUCCCUACAGAGCAACUGCAGAGGGGCAGUAGUUGAGGUCUCCUGAGAGAAGACACACUAAAAGCUCUCCAUGGAUUUGCUCCCCCAACCCGGUUGCAAGUAGCUCUAACAAGCAAAUGAGAGAAAAUGCAAGACUGGGCAAGGUUGGGUGAGGAGAGGCUCAGCAGGUUAAGAGAGAAGGAAUCAGAGGGCCAAAAAGGGGGGAAACUUGCUAAUAGGGAAUCAAGAGGACUGGAAUCAGCCUUUUUAAGAAAGAAAAAGACUAAAGAAGCAGAAAAUUUCUACAGUGGCAACCUGGGAGAAGACAGAGAUGAAGGAAGGAGCAAAGACUGUAACCAUUUAAGACGUACAACUAGCCAGGGAAAAACUGAAAGGGUUUAUGUAGUAACAUGGUAGGUUUAAGAAAUGAAAAAACUAGAGAAGAAACUAACAGAAUGCAACAUUUGUAAGAUAGUGAACAUUUUCACAGAAAUAUAUUCAUUUUAAUUCAAGGACAAAGCUAAAAAGGGGAGCAAUGCAUUUAAGAUAUUGUUCACUGGGUGAAGGACACUGGGUAAGCCUCGCUUAAAGAGAAGGGACAGUAAUCUUUAGAAGAGAGAAUAAUACUAUAUAAAAAUGUAGUUUUUAAGGAAGCAGCUUUUGACGAUUCUGAGGAACAGCGUUUAAAGAGGAAAGAUAGAAAAGGCUAAGUAAAAUGGCUAAGUAAAAGCUAGGAGAAAGGUAUUUUAUGGCACUCAAAUAUGCAAGGGCAAAGGAGACAAGGAAUAAAGACUGGGAAAUCUGCAUAAAGCAAGUUGAUAAAUAAAAAAGGGAGAAUAUAGGUGGAGCCCCUUUACAGAAAGAAACAGACAGGGAAAAGACAGAAAUACAAAUAUUUAGAGUGCAAAGCAGAUUUUUCUUUUUUACCACACAAGCAAAAAGAUCUUGAGAGGAUGCCUACUGUAUGAGGAAUAAAAAAAAAAGGGGGGGGGACCCUAAGCAGCAACCGCGAGAGGGACUGAACAGAGAAGGAAGGCACAGGCGAGCAAGGAAAAGGUGGUGACUAAAGAAAAAAGAAGUAAUGUGCUUAUUAGAGGGGGCACUAUUAUUGGAGUUGGACAAGUUUCUUUAAAAAGUGGGGGGGGGACAGAAAUCUGAGAGAAGCAGCGUAAGGCGGGAAGGAAAAGUUAGCAGGAGACGAGAGGAGCGAGCUAAUCCAUCGAAGCAGGAGGAAGUGGAGGGGCAGGUAAGCAAGGAAGAGCGGCGGGGACCGAACGAGGAAGGCUAGGAUCAAAAAAAGAAGCGCUGACUUCCACCUCCUCAGCGGGAUCUCCGUAUAAGAUGAGUGAAAGAGAUCUUCAAGGAUUUAUUACAACUCAAAGAAAUAGCAAUAUAGACAAUUUGGUUGUUCGUGUGAAAAAUGGGCUUAAAAGUUCAAAGUACAAACCUGUUGAUUAUGAAGAACUCUAUGCAAUUACUGAAGCAAAGAAAUUACAGUCUGCUAACAUCCUUUUAAAGAUUAAAAAAUUACAGCAUGCUUCAAAAAUUAACAAAGAACAAAUGCUGCUGAAACGCCAUUGCCAGGUAUGGUGGAAAGAACACAAAAGAUUGCAUGAAAACAGGCAGAAAUUAGAAUCUGAAAUUCAAACAGUCUUUGAUGAAGAAAAUGAAUGUUUUUUCGACUUGUGGGAUUUGCGAUAUAAAUUAACAAAAGGCUUGGAUACAUUUCAAGCAAACACAGUGCAACCUGUCUGGCAGCUAAGGGAAGAUUUAAGGUACAGACUAUUAGAAAUGCAAACCAACAGCAGAAGUGUGGAAUAUCAAUUCAAUCCAGAUGCUGUAUUAAAAGAGAUAGAGUAUGUGAAGAAACAACAGAAAGCAAUUUUGGGAAAGCUUCAUCUGGAGAGAAUAGCUUUGGAAAAAGAGCUUGAGGAAUUUAUAGAUGGAUCCCUGGCAUGUACUUUAGAGGAAAGGACUACAUUUGCACCUGAGAUUCCACCACAGUUAUUGGAGCUGGAGUGUCCAUAUCCUGAUCUGAAGGCUUCUGUGUUUUCUGAAUUUUAUAAACUUGCAGAUGACUAUUCUUUGAAGAUCCAAGAGGCUGAUGAAGACUUAAAAUCCAUAGCGAGCAGUUUCCAGUGGAGUAAAGAAGAUCUUUGGACAUAUCAGGUUGUCACUGGUCAGUAUCCAAGUGACAUGCAAAAUAGAAGAACACUGUAUUUGGAUAUGCUUCAGAAACUUCUACCUCACAAAUCUAGACAAAGCCUUGUUGCUCAUGAAAAGUCUUGGGACCACUAUUACUUUACCAGGAGCCAAUGGAGAGUAUUGAUGUUCAAUUGGGUCCAAGCUAAGAAGACAUUCUUAGUGAAGGCGGUGAUGACUCUCACUGAAGCUUGUGCUGCUUAUGAGACUGAAAUGAUGGUGGCUAAUAAUAGAAGAAAACAGCGGGAGAUAUGUGCUAAUCUUAAAGAGAAGGUGCUGUUGUGGCGUGCCCAGCAAGAGGAGGCUGCCCGUCUGGAAGCUGCAAUUGCUGCCCGAAAGAAGGAAGAAAAAGAUGAACAGGAGAAGUUUCGGAAAGAGAAAGAAUUGCUUCAAAGAGCUGAGGAUAAACAAAAAAUGAAAAAAUAUUGGGCUGAAAAACAGCGCAAGUGGCAAGAGAGGGAAGCAAAAGACCUCCUGCGUUUGGCAGAAUUUAAGAACUUAAUGGCUGAGCAGAUCAUCAAAGACAAAGAGAGAGUUCAGUUUAGGCAAAAGCUGUUGGAAAAGCAUUUGAUGGAGAAAAAAGUGGCAAUCCUCAAGGAAGCCCAAGAAGAAGAAGAAAGGAAGAAGCGCCUUGAUGCUCUCAGGAAACAGGUUGCUAUUGUGGCAGAAUUUGAUCCUGCUCGGAUGGUGGCUGAUACAGUGGCCUCUAAGGCACGGAUGGGUAUUGGAACCGAAGAAGAAUUUAUUCUACAGAAACCUCUGUUUGUAUUGCAUACAUUCAAUGCCGAGCAGAUAAUUUCUGAUACCCGAGUUCGUGUUGAGCUGGCUCUCCGAGAAGCUGGACUUCAUAGCACAGCUUAUGCUCAAGAGCUCUUACCUAAAAUCCCGCCACCUAAGCCUCCAAGGAGAGACAUGGUCUCCACAAUUUUUAAAAUAUAGAGCUUUGCGACAUAGUCAAAUCCUUUAUUGUUUUUAUUUUUUUUAAAAAAAAUGUCUUCCUAACCAGUAAGAAUGCAUAAAUAAACUGUUAUAAUUCAAAAACAAA
This is a messenger RNA of Crotalus tigris (Tiger rattlesnake), 3293 nucleotides long. RefSeq names its product coiled-coil domain containing 148 (gene CCDC148). The transcript is spliced from 15 exons. Bases 1388 to 3187 code for a protein of 599 amino acids. Lineage: Eukaryota; Metazoa; Chordata; Lepidosauria; Squamata; Viperidae. The record is from RefSeq and is a predicted model, not a curated record.